AAUGUGUUAGUCCCAGUGACUUUGUCGUCGUGAUCUGUUCUGUUUCAUCGCAUGUUUCUUUGAUCAUUCCGUGUCUCCUCGACCAGAGAAUUCCCUCUCAACCUGUCUUCCACCUGAUCAAGAGCAACUACACCAAAAAAAUCACUCAUAACUUAUUGGAAAACCCCAAUUAGCGAUCACGCGGGGCAAUGGCAUCGCGAGUUGUGGAAUAUUAUCGCGGGAAAUGUGUUUUCAUCACGGGUGGUACCGGCUUCCUUGGCAGUUGCUUGAUUGAAAAACUCCUAAGGUGCUGUACAGAUAUCAAGAACAUUUAUCUGUUGAUAAGACCAAAGAAGGGGAAGGAAAUCAGCGAACGUCUUGAAGAGCUCACCAAAAACUCGGUGUUUGAUCGCCUGCGGGAGGAAGGGAAGACCGAUCUGUUCUCAAAACUGAUAGCAGUCAGCGGUGACGUUGGUGAGGAAAAUUUGGGCCUCUCCUCCGAGGAGAGAUUGACAAUCGUUGAGCACGUCGAGGUGAUAUUCCAUUCAGCAGCCACUCUAGACUUUGAUGCGAGUCUGAAGUCCGCUGUCGAUAUUAAUCUUCUUGGUACACGAAGAGUCGUUCAGCUCGCUCAGGAAAUAAGAAAUCUCAAGGCUCUGGUACACGUCUCUAGUGCUUAUGUGAACUCGUUUCUCCUCGAGACUAAGGAGCAAAUUUAUCCCCCACCAGCUGAUGUGAAAGAUGUUCUUGCCCUGGUCGGGGAAAAGGACGAAAAGUCCAUAGAGGAGAGCACUCCGCAGCUGCUCAAGGAUCAUCCAAAUGCUUAUACUUUUUCGAAACAUCUGGCUGAGCAUGAGGUCGUCAAUGGAUCCAUUCCUGCAGCCAUCGUGCGGCCAUCUAUGAUUACCGGUGCAUGGCAGGAGCCAAUCCCGGGAUGGACAACCUCCAAGAAUGGCCCCCAGGGCUUCCUCAUGGGCGCCAGCAAGGGAGUAGUUCGCAGACUGCCAGUUGCAAGUCAGCUCGUCUAUGAUUAUAUUCCAGUCGACAUUGUUGUCAAUGCCCUCAUUGUCGCUGCCUACGUUAUCGGUCGUGACAGGAACACAGGGAUUAAGGUCUACCACUGCACUUCGAGCACAUGUAAUCCAUUCCAGUGGGUAAAGGUUGAGUCUAAGAUAAACGGAUAUCUCCACAAAUAUCCUCUGGCCAGUGCGGUCUGGUAUCCCCAUCUCAAACUCCUGUCAUCUUUGUGGCUCUACAGAAUCUCUUCAAUCUUUGUGCACAUGAUCCCAGCUUAUAUUUUGGAUACCGUCACUAAAGUUGCUGGUGGCCGUCCCAUACUCGUUCGGCUACACACGAAUGUCAAUAACUCCCUGGGCCGUCUGGAGAAAUUUAUCUUCACGGAAUGGAAGUUCCAAAAUCCCAGAAUGAUGGAACUACACGAGUCGUUAUCCAGCGAGGAUAAGAAGAUGUUCACAAUCGAUGUGCGGCCAUUAGUGUGGGAGGAUUACUUCGUAAAUCUGACUAAAGGAGUCAGAGUGUAUCUUAGUAAAGAACCUCUCAAGACCCUUGGAAAAGCUCGAGCAAAGGAUAACAUACUACUUGUUGCCCACCUGGGUCUUCAGGCAGCUCUCCUGGCCCUCAUCUGGUGGAUAUUCAAGUCGAUUCUGGGCGCUACCUGGACAUCAACAGGCAUGAUUGUCCCCAUAGUCUACCUCCUCUUCAGUCAGCUCUAAUCGUCUAAGCGUUUCCAUAAAAAAAUUUAAUAUAUUCGUCAUCGAGGGGCGGCCAUCAACACAAAAUAUUUUUUAUGAAAUCAUUCAACCGUGAGCUCUAGCUUAGUCGAAUUUCACAGGUCAGCACGGAUUUAUUGAGCCAUGCCUUAUUGUCUAAUGACAACAUAAAUAUUAGGUAAUUUUGCACGCAGCCGGGGAGAACCGCAUUGGGUAAAUAACAUACCAGGGAUAGGAUCACAGAUUGUUAUUGAUUCCAUAUUGUGCAAUCUCAUGAUUAUCCACGUAUGAAAAAAUUUUAUAGAUAAAUCAAUUGCUUUCUCUGAGGAAUUUCAUUGCAUAUUCUGAAAUUAUAUUGAUUAAUUUGUUCGUGUUUUGCAGAAAUUCAAGAUUAUGCAAUCGGGAUAUUUUUUAUUGAUAACGAAGUGAAUAUUUUUUCAUGUUUCAAAAUUUUUGAAAAAAAAAAUUGAUAUCUGCAGAAUUUGUUUGACGAAAAAAUAUCUCUCGCGUUUGAUUUUUAACAGAAUUUUUAAAAUGUUUCGUUGGAAUUUAAUAUUUUGUUCACACCAUUACCAUUCUGUUAAAAUUCAAUUAAUUUGGUAAUGAUAUUCUACUGAUUGUUUACGAAAAUUUUAUAAAUUAUGCAGUCGAGUCAUGAGAUCACAGAAGUCAAAACAUUCGUGCCCAUGAAUUCUUACAAAACAAUCAAGUCGAAAACUAAAUUUGCUGGAAAAAAUAUAAGUAAAUAAGCUUCAUAAUUUUCACAAAAAUGUAAUUCAUUAAUGGAAGUUUUAUCAAUUAAAAUUUUUCAUACGUUUCCCGCAAUAUUUUAUAAUCCACAUCUGAAAUUGAAUUUUCAUCCGAAUUUUUAAUUUUGAAUCCACGAUAGUAUUCGUAAUUGUAAUUGCCGAAAGUAUUUUGUACUAUCUGUAUCUUAGUGAGUAUUCAUUACCUAAAACCAGAAUCUCUAUUAUGUGAAAUUACGGAUGAUGAAAAAAACAGUUAAUAAAACGGUCCUAUGGUACAAGCA
Diachasmimorpha longicaudata is the source of this 2739-nucleotide messenger RNA. RefSeq names its product putative fatty acyl-CoA reductase CG8306. Gene Ontology annotation, cellular component: peroxisome. Gene Ontology annotation, biological process: long-chain fatty-acyl-CoA metabolic process. Bases 189 to 1712 code for a protein of 507 amino acids. Gene Ontology annotation, molecular function: alcohol-forming very long-chain fatty acyl-CoA reductase (NADP+) activity. The record is from RefSeq and is a predicted model, not a curated record. The transcript is spliced from 7 exons. NCBI's taxonomy places the organism in Eukaryota, Metazoa, Arthropoda, Insecta, Hymenoptera, Braconidae.